Ascochyta rabiei is the source of this 1146-nucleotide messenger RNA. RefSeq lists its product as uncharacterized. The transcript has a single exon. Lineage: Eukaryota; Fungi; Ascomycota; Dothideomycetes; Pleosporales; Didymellaceae. Bases 1 to 1146 code for a protein of 381 amino acids. The record is from RefSeq and is a predicted model, not a curated record.
AUGGCUACCCACCAUAGCCUCCCCGGUACCCCCUCGCGUCGCGUUCUCGGCGACUUGACCCCCAGAGCCAUGAACACGCCCUCGAAACCAAGGAGUGUCGACUCGUCUGAACUCAGUCGAGCCCAAAGCCCACUGAAACAAGUGCACGCAACCGCCCACGCUCCACAGGUCCUCGCCGACAAGGAGAACACGCCGAGCGCCGACGCGUUCCCACACGGGAGGAAGAGGAGCAUUGCCGAGGUAGACGACGCGGAGAAGGUGCCCACGGCGAAGAUGGUCGCACUUCCUCAGCCAGACGCGAUAGCCCAGCUCACCGCCGCCGCCGUGCAGCGCCAUACAGUACAUGCCCCUACACGCACGCGUCUGCCCAGCACUAAGUCUUCAACCUUGCAGUCCAACAACCCCGUAGGCCUUGCCGACCCAGGGUCCCCCACCGAACGCGCAACGCCCACACCCUCCCCACCCUCGCCCCCGCUCGAACCGAUCCAAGACUCGCAAAAGUCCUUCUCCGAGUUCCUCGACUACGGGCUAUGCGCCAGCCAGCAGUCUGAACACGGCAUCGCCGUCCCCAAACCCACGCCGAAGCCCGCGCCGCCCCAAACCCCCUCGAGCGCACCGGCGCCCAAGUCGCGCGCCCAGCUGCUGCGCACGCGUCUCAACUUUGCCAAAUACAAAGUCCGCACGAACCAGGUAGCCAAGCGCACCAGCGACGUGCUGUCCGAGUACGAGCUCUCGUCGUCGCCCGACGCGCUGCGCACAUCUGCCGAGCACCUCGCGGCCACGCCCUCGGCGCGCGUCCCCAACAUCACCGUCUCGUCGCCCGCGCGGCACCCCGUCUUCGUGCGCGCAAACCUCGACCCCUUCCGCCCGAUUGGCGCGCUGGGGCAUCCGCCCGUCAGCUUCGCGCCGCCGACGCACAGCGCGGGCGUCGAGUCGAGAACGGUCGAGGGGUACGAUGUCCGGAGCUCGCCGCCGGUACAGAGCGUCAGUCCCGCGGCGCUCGAGAGUCCGCUGCACGGGCAGGCGAGCAAGCACGAGCGCCUGCAGCGGCUCAAGGAGCAGCAGUGGAGGGAAACCAGUGCUGGUGCGGGCACGGCGGGGAGCGCGGCCAAGGGGCUGUUGGAGUUGAUGAGUGGGAGGCGGUAG